AUGUCUCCGGAGGAUGUAACCACCGAAGACUCGUUUGAAACCAACCAAAACUAUGUUGGAGAUUGCGAGAGAGAUCCUCUUCUCGGUGGUCGUGCUCCUCCGAAAAAGAAGUUUAGACUAAAGACCAUAGCCAGAGCUCUCCUUUUGGUAUUAUUUGUAGCAUUCGUAAUAGUCCUAGUAGCGGUUUUCCACAUACAAGAUCACGUAAAAGACGCUCUCAAAUAUAUUGAAGAACACAAAGAGAAUGGUAUAUUGGUAUAUCUUUCGCUAUAUGUAGCAUGCACAUGGUUAUUCUUGCCAGGCUCUCUCUUGAGUAUAGCUGCCGGGUUCUUGUUCAAGCCUGCUCUUCUGGCAGCAGGCAUAAUCAUACUCGGGGAUACAAUCAGCGCAUUAGGUACUUUUCUCUUUGGGAGAUAUAUUUUCUCGGACUGGGUGCGUGCGCAAGUCGCAAAGAAACCUUUAUUUAAUGCAUUAAAUUAUGUGAUUGCGGAUGAAGGCUGGAAGAUUGUUGUCAUGCUUAGAUUGACACCAAUUCCGUUUAACAUAAUCAGUUAUUUCUUCUCUGUGAGUUCGAUUGACGUAAGAACUUUUAAUGCUGUAUGGAUUGGGACGCUGGUCAAGAACUUGAGUGGGAUUGAUAAACCAAAGUUGGAGAAUCAAGAUAUCGUGAUCAUUGCUAUGAAUUUCAUUCUCGCUAGUUGUGGUGUAAUAGCAUUAUCUAUGGUUGGUAAACGUUCCACGAGGAGAGCAAUGGUUAUGUUAGAAGCCUCGAAAGAGCAGCCGAGGAUAAACGAAGAUGCUGUCGAUAUCGUUGAAUCUUCUGCGUCGGCAGGGCUCCUUGUUGAGGAAGACUCGCGACAGAAUAUACGUGGUGGAUUUACCAGAACUGAAAAGAUGAUAUUUUACUUCAUUAUUGCUAUUGCGAUACUAGAUGUUCUUAUAUGCGUUCCCUU
Messenger RNA from Paraglomus brasilianum, 953 nucleotides. Lineage: Eukaryota; Fungi; Glomeromycota; Glomeromycetes; Paraglomerales; Paraglomeraceae. The record is from the annotation of a GenBank genome assembly.